Ictalurus furcatus (blue catfish) is the source of this 2301-nucleotide messenger RNA. RefSeq names its product leucine-rich repeat flightless-interacting protein 1-like. The transcript is spliced from 12 exons. The record is from RefSeq and is a predicted model, not a curated record. Gene Ontology annotation, molecular function: DNA-binding transcription factor activity, RNA polymerase II-specific; RNA polymerase II cis-regulatory region sequence-specific DNA binding. The coding region runs from base 224 to 1474 and encodes 416 amino acids. Lineage: Eukaryota; Metazoa; Chordata; Actinopteri; Siluriformes; Ictaluridae. Gene Ontology annotation, biological process: regulation of transcription by RNA polymerase II.
CUUGAAGAUUCCUACCAGUCAGUGGUAAGGCUGCAUUGGUCUUUCGCUCUGCACAACAAAGGGCAAACUGCCUGCCUGCAACACGGACUCCAGUUUACUUUUUGUCGAGAAAAGCUGAAAAGACUCGCGCAGCCCAGCCAGGAGACGCCAAAUUGUCGUGGAAAUCAGACAACAUUUGCAGACUCGUCCUCUGACGGACUCUCUGGCUGAAGCUGAGCAGGCGAUGGAGGCCAACACUCAGCUGGAGAAUAUGGAGACCAACACUCAGGUAGGAGAUAUUAAUUUAAAUAACUCCUACCUGAUGUCCAAAGUGAACACGCUGGAAGACUCAGUGCAGCAGUUGUACGAAGAGCUUGCUCAGACCCAGAUGAGGUGUAAUGAGAUAAUGAGGGAGCGGGAGCAAGAGCAGGAGGCUCACAGAAUCCUGGAGUCCCAGUGCGAAGAGAUGAAGACAACUUUAAAAACACGUGACGAGUUACUGAAGGUGUGCGAGGGAGAGGUGAAGGGUCACAGUAUCCUAAAGGUAUCUCUGGCAGAGGUUGAGAGGAAAUACAAGCAGGCAAUGGAGUCCAAUGCUCAUCUGGAGAAUGAGACCUUUGACCUGAUGUCCAAGAUGGGCAUACUGCAAAACUCCAUGCAGGAAAUGACAAAUAAGUGUGCUGAGGCAACAGAGAAUUACGAAAAAACAAAGCGCAUUCUUGAGUUCGUGUUGGCCACUGCCAAUGAGCGGGAGAAAACUUUAAAUCUGGAAAUAGACUUACUUCAGGCUUCUCUGGCUGAAGCUGAGAGGCAGUACGAAUUUUUGGUAACGGACUACUAUGAGACGGUUGACACACAGAAUAACUUGAGAGCUGAGCUGAGCACUCUGCACGGAAAAGUGGGUGAUCUGCAGGGAGCGCUCAGAACGGUAACAAGGGCAUGUGAGCAAUUGAGAAGCAUGAGGGACAAAUUGAGUUUAAUGAUUACAACUAUACUAAAUGAGCGUAAACGAGAGCAGGCCUGUCUGGCUGAAGCUGAAAGGAAAUACAAAGAAGUCAUGGAGUCCAAUGCUCAGUUGGAGAAAGAGAAGUCUGACCUGCAGUCCCAGGUGAACACACUGCAAGGCUCAGUGCAGCAGCUGAAGGAAGAGCACUCGGAGACACGCACGAAGUGUGAUGAAAUGCUGGUCUCUCUGGCUGCAGCUGACAACCUGUAUGAGGAAGCGAUGCAGUCCAAGGCUAAGAUGAAGAAUGAAAUAUUGGACCUGAAAUACCAUUUGCACACACUGCGAGACUCAGUGCGGGAGCUGGAGAUAAUGCUCUCUGAUGGAGAGAUGCACUGCGAUGCUAUAAAGCAGGAGACAGAACAAGAGCGGGAGGCUUACCGUAUCCUGAAGAUCCAAUACAAAAAGAUGAAGGAAACUAUUCAGAGGUUCAGAGAGCUACUAAUUAACUAUCACACAGAGCUUGGAUUCGAGGAGCAGGUUGAUCUGUGAACCCCAGAUAAUUGCCACGGGCGUGUUUUAACACCUGGAUAUUCUCUUACAGUGCAUCCGGAAAGUAUUCACAGCGCUUCACUUUUUCCACAGUUUGUUAUGUUGCAGCAUUAUUCCCAAAUGGAUUAAAUUCAUUAUUUUCUUCAAAAUUCUACAAACAAUAUCCCAUAAUGACAAGGUGAAAUAAGUUUGUUUGAAAUCUUUGCAAAUUUAUUAAAAAUAAAAAACAAAAAAAAAGCACAUGUACAAACUUCUUUGGAAAAAGUGAAGCGCUGUGAAUACUUUCCGGAUGUACUGUAUGUACACACGAGAAUUUCCAGAUGUUAAUCCCUGUCCCUGGUCUCCCUGAAGGAGGAGGCGAAACAGAACGACAGCUAACAUGCAGACGCUGAAGAAUGAUGAAGAAUGGAUGCAAUAAACAAUAAAUAAAGAUGGUGAAAAAACGUAUUCGUUAUUAAUCAAAUCCUCUUUGAGUGUAUUAUAUUUAUUUUAAUCUACAAACUGAUAACAGUUAGUAAUAAGACCUGAACCAGGAAGGAGCCAUUCCCUUACAUCGGACAACAUUUUGUAGUCUAUCUUGAUAGAAUAUCGUGAUCUACAGUAUCAAAGCUAUACAAGUUCAAUUGUGGGUGAAUCCCAAAUGGCUAUGUUACAUUUCUAGUGGACUAGAUAGGGCAGAGGGAACAGUUUGAACAAUUUUAUACCCUAUGUAGUGCACUUACAGAGAACGAGUGGAUGAACGAGAACAGCACCGCCCGUUUGAUCUAUUCCUGUGUACCCUGGUAUGAAACAAUGGCUUCCUCAAACCAAACUACCUAAGCGCACUA